Molecule: messenger RNA, 1849 nt
Organism: Gambusia affinis (western mosquitofish)
Lineage: Eukaryota; Metazoa; Chordata; Actinopteri; Cyprinodontiformes; Poeciliidae
Gene: tigarb
Product: TP53 induced glycolysis regulatory phosphatase b
Exons: 6
Coding region: 84-824 (246 amino acids)
Biological process (GO): regulation of pentose-phosphate shunt; negative regulation of glycolytic process; positive regulation of DNA repair
Cellular component (GO): cytosol
Molecular function (GO): fructose-2,6-bisphosphate 2-phosphatase activity
Source: RefSeq, a predicted model, not a curated record
CACCGCAAUGCGUCAUGACGGAGGACGCUACGUCCUUUGACGUAUGACUCAACCAGGAAGUAGCUGGAUAGCAGCCGGUGAAAAUGGUAACCUUCACUCUAACGUUCAUACGCCAUGGGGAGACGCAGUACAACAGAGACAAGCUCCUGCAAGGUCAGGGAGUGGACACACCUUUGUCAGAAACCGGUGUGCAGCAAUGCAAAGCUGUGGCACGAUACCUUAGAGACAUCAAGUUCUGCAAAGUCUUUGUUAGUAACCUGCAGCGAGCUGUGCAGACAGCGGAAAUAAUUCUGAGGAACAACACUCACUGUUCUGGUAUGGAGAUGAUUUUGGAGCCCUUACUCAGAGAACGGGGUUUUGGCGUGGCUGAAGGCCGUCACAAAGAGUAUCUGAGGAACAUGGCGAAAGCAGCUGGUCAGUCCUGUCGUGAUUUCACGCCGCCAGGAGGAGAAACUUUAGACCAGGUGAAGCAGAGGUUCAAAAAUUUCCUCCAAGUUCUUUUUAAACAAAUGCUGGACGAUCAGGAAACGACCGCAGACGUCGCCUCCGCCAGCGACGGCCACCAGGGGGCGUCGGACCACGUCCUGGUGGUGAGUCACGGCGCUUACAUCCGGGUGGCUGUCAGGCACCUGCUGGAGGACUUGAGGUGCGUCCUGCCUGCGGGCGUGAAGAUCUCGCAGCUGCUUUUGCCGUGUCCCAACACGGGCGUCAGCCGCUUCGUUGUCACUCUGAGCCGGAGCGAGUCGGGUCCGCUGCUCUCUGCCGCCUGCUGCCUCUUUACCAACAGGAAGGAGCAUCUGGAAAACCUGCCGCCUCCUGAGUAGCAGAGAAGAAACGGAGAAGAUUGGGGCUUCCAUAAACGAAAUCAAACUGUUUUCUCGAUUACCAAUGAUGAGAAUCAUUUUAAAAGUUGCGUCUGUUGGGAAAAGCACUAAACUUUUAUAAUUUAAUACCAAAGUUGAAUCUAUUUAUUUUGUCUUUGAGUGCACAUGUUCCUCAUUCUACAUGUGCAACAAACUACGAAGACCUGAAUCAUGGUGAAAUAUCCUGGAUAAAAGAUUGUAAAGACACUGUGCUGUAAUUUAUUUGUGAUAUAUGUGCCUGUUUGUUUACUGUGGGGUGUUAAAUUAUUACUUUUGUUAAAUUCUGAAAUGAUUUAUAAGCUAAGUGCUUGAAACCUCGUUGUCUUAUAGACAAAAUCAUUAAGAUAAACUCAAACUGACAACUUUCAGCACCAUUCAGACAUAAUCGCACAAGAAAAUUAAGAAAUACCUCUUUAACAGAUUUAAGUUAUCCACUAAUGAACAGAGAUUUUUGACACUCUUGGUAAAAAUGUAUGGAAAGCCUUAAAAUAAAUAAAUCUUUUACUGCAGCAGGAUAAUUUUAACCAGGUGAAAGUGAAAAUUCAAACCUUCAAUUUUUGCGUAUUUAGGAGGAAGGAAAACACAAAUAAAAAAGUUUAUUAUUUUCCCUAAAGUCAUAAGUUUUAGAUUUGUUGGUAUUCUUAGCAAAGAUGACUGGCUCCUUUUUUUACUUCUAUUUAACCUUUUAAAUCAAGUCUUUUAAAUUAAGUCAUUCGGGUAUGUCAUCAAUAAUAAUUUGCUCAUGAAUUUUGCAUAAUUUUUAAUUACAUUUUUAUAAUUCAGAAAACAAGAGAACAUGGCUUUCAGAUAAAGUGCUGGUUACAAACAGAGUAAACUUUUUAUUUUAAUUUAGUCAGGAUGUUGAUCGGUUUUAGAGGCUGCGUCAGAUCGCAGAAUCACAGCUUCAAAAUAUUUCUUGGAUGCAAUUGACGUUCUUUUAGUGCCUUUCAUAGUUUUGGCCUCUGCAAUCAUCUCUAACAGCCUUU